Messenger RNA from Dissoconium aciculare CBS 342.82, 1380 nucleotides. RefSeq names its product tRNA isopentenyltransferase. NCBI's taxonomy places the organism in Eukaryota, Fungi, Ascomycota, Dothideomycetes, Mycosphaerellales, Dissoconiaceae. The transcript has 3 exons. Gene Ontology annotation, biological process: tRNA modification. The coding region runs from base 1 to 1380 and encodes 459 amino acids. Gene Ontology annotation, cellular component: mitochondrion. The record is from RefSeq and is a predicted model, not a curated record. Gene Ontology annotation, molecular function: tRNA dimethylallyltransferase activity; ATP binding.
AUGACUAGCUGGCCGAGACGACUGUUGCCGUCCUCACCACCGGACGCAAUCAUCGCCGUGGUCGGUGCAACUGGAACUGGUAAAUCUCAAUUGGCCGUCGAAAUCGCCAAACGAUUCAAUGGCGAGGUUAUCAAUGGGGACGCGAUGCAGCUUUAUGCUGGCCUUCCCAUUAUCACGAAUAAGAUAACCCCAGAAGAGCAGCAAGGUAUUCCGCACCAUCUACUCGGAUGCAUCGGUCUGAAUGAACAGACGUGGGUCGUAGGAACUUUCGUGCGAAGGGCGUUGGCAAUCAUCGAAGACAUCAGAUCGCGUGGAAAGCUUCCCAUACUGGUUGGUGGCACGCAUUAUUACACUCAAAGCCUGCUCUUUCGAGAUCGACUGGCCGAUCAGAGUGACAAUUCCAGCCCCUCAACCUUUGUUCCGAACACCUCAGAGAAAUGGCCAAUCUUAAAGGAACCAACAGAGGUGCUUUUGACGGAGUUGAAAAGGGUCGACCCAAUCAUGGCAGAUCGAUGGCAUCCGAACGAUCGACGAAAAAUACAGAGAAGCCUGGAAAUCUGGCUUCAGACGGGAAAGCGAGCAUCAGACAUCUAUGCUGAGCAGCGCUCGGAGAGAGAUUCGGGAUCGCAGGAGCCGGACAUGCGAUUCCCUGCACUGCUAUUUUGGGUACAUGCAGAAAAGGACGCCCUUCAUGAACGGUUAGAUAGGCGCGUGGACACAAUGCUAGAUAGCGGCUUGCUGUCCGAGGUUCAGACACUGUCCGCGUUUGUGACGUCGGAAGCUGGUGCUGGGAACAUUGUCAAUGAGAGGCAGGGUGCCUGGGUCAGUAUAGGAUACAAAGAAUUUCUCCCGUACGUUAAGGCCUUAGAAGCUACAAAGCUAGAUUCGGCAAGCGAUCUCGAAAAACUCAGGUUGGAAGCAGUCGAAAAGACAAAGAUCAGCACGCGACAAUACUCCAAAUCGCAAAUAAGGUGGAUUCGAAUCAAAUUAGCGAAUGCACUGCGCGAUGCCAGUGCAGACGACCGCCUCUUCCUACUCGAUAGUUCGAAUGCUUCGCAGUUCGAUGAGCAUGUUGUUGAGCCUGCGCUCUCCCUGACGACCAAAUUCCUCGACGGAGGCGCCAUGCCGAAGCCCACAUCGCUAUCGUCGCUCGCGGCGACACUGCUUCCACCAAAGCAAGACUAUGACCUAUCUGCAGAGCCUGAAAGGUGGUCGAAACAUCAUUGUGAUAUUUGCAAUGUUACGUGCGUCGUGGAGGAGCAGUGGCAGAAACACAUCAAAAGCAAAGCGCACCGAAAGCUCGCCAGCAAGCAGCAACGUGAAGCGCAAGCAACGCUCACGCCAACAGACAUUCCAGAGGACCAUGAAGCCCGCGCUUGA